AUGCCGAGCUCCUCCCAGAGCCCUCAGAAUGGCACCUGGACAGAGCCUUUCUCCCUGCUUUUAGGUCUUGGCGCCAUCCUCUACUUGGGCUACUACUGGAGAUAUGUGCCCCAGAGGCCUCAACUGGUGACUGGGUCCUGGUUUCUGGCCUUCCUGGAGCAACACUGUCCAGUCACUCUGGAGAUUUUCUACCCUACGCUCUGGUGUUUUGAGGGGCGGCUCCAAACCAUCUUCCGAGUCUUACUGCAGUCUCAGCCUCCAGUCUCUUACUGGAGUGAAGUCCUCCACACCCCAGAUGGAGGCCAGUUCCUGCUAGACUGGGCUGGCCAGUGUGGCAGCAGUCAGUACCCUGACCCUACUACCCAGCCCAUUGUAUUACUGCUUCCUGGUAUCACAGGCAGUAGCCAGGAUUCCUAGAUCUUCCAACUGGCCAACCAAGCUCUGAGGGAUGGUUAUAGAGCUGUUGUAUUUAAUAACCGGGGCUGCCGUGGGGAAGAACUGCUGACCCACAGGGCCUUUUCUGCCAACAAUACUGAAGAUCUGGAGAUAGUCGUGAACCACAUAAAGCACUGCUACUCCCGAGCUCCACUGCUGGCCGUGGGCAUCUCUCUUGGAGGGAUAUUAGUGCUGAACCACCUAGCACGAACAGGGCAGGCUUCGGGGCUGGUGGCGGCACUGACUCCAUCUGCGUGCUGGGAUUCCUCUGAGACCACCCGCUCCCUGGAGACCCCACUCAACUCGCUGCUCUUCAAUCAGCGCCUCACUGCUGAGCUCUGCCACAUUGUGAACCGAAAUAGAAAAGUAAUGGAAAAGGUGGUGAAUGUAGACUUCGUGCUACAGGCCUGCACCAUCCGCCAGUUUGAUGAGCGCUACACAACUGUGGCCUUCGGAUAUCAAGACUGUGUUACCUACUACCAAACAGCAAGCCCAAGAACCAAGGUAGAUGCCAUCCCGACCCCUGUGCUCUGCCUCAACGCAGCUGACGACCCCUUUUCCCCAAUCCAUGCCCUUCCCCUACAGGCUGCCCAACGCUCUGCCCACGUGGCACUGCUCAUCACAGCCCAGGGUGGCCACACUGGCUUCCUGGAAGGGCUGUUCCCCUGGCAGCACUGCUACAUGACCCGCCUCCUGCAUCAGUAUGCCAAAGCCGUCUUCCAGCACUCGGCGGAGCUGCUCAACCUCCGUGGUCUCUCUCCUCCCAGGAGAGGCAAGAGCUGACAGGAGUACCACCGGGGUCUUAAUUCAGUCUUCGCUUAUUUAUUAAAUAUCAACUUUUCCCGAA
Molecule: messenger RNA, 1282 nt
Organism: Leptonychotes weddellii (Weddell seal)
Lineage: Eukaryota; Metazoa; Chordata; Mammalia; Carnivora; Phocidae
Gene: ABHD1
Product: abhydrolase domain containing 1
Biological process (GO): medium-chain fatty acid catabolic process; medium-chain fatty acid biosynthetic process
Molecular function (GO): acetylesterase activity; monoacylglycerol lipase activity
Source: RefSeq, a predicted model, not a curated record